This is a messenger RNA of Callithrix jacchus (white-tufted-ear marmoset), 5478 nucleotides long. RefSeq names its product Rho/Rac guanine nucleotide exchange factor 2 (gene ARHGEF2). Gene Ontology annotation, molecular function: microtubule binding; guanyl-nucleotide exchange factor activity. The record is from RefSeq and is a predicted model, not a curated record. Gene Ontology annotation, biological process: cell morphogenesis; regulation of Rho protein signal transduction; positive regulation of neuron differentiation. Gene Ontology annotation, cellular component: ruffle membrane; cytoskeleton. NCBI's taxonomy places the organism in Eukaryota, Metazoa, Chordata, Mammalia, Primates, Cebidae.
UGCCACCACACCCAGCCAGUUUUUGUAUUUUUAGUAGAGAUGGGGUUUUGCCAUGUUGGCCAGACUGGUCUCGAACUCCUUACCUCAAGUGAUCCGCCUGCCCUGGCCUCCCAAAGUGCUGGGAUUACAAGUGUGAGCCACUGCGCCUGGCCCGGCCCUGUCUCUCUUUAACAAAAGUGACUGAGAUCUAGGAAGACAGUGGGAGGAAGUUUGGGGUUGGUCUUCUGAUUUCCAGAGGAAAUCCUCAGGGUCUACGCUCAAAGGAAAUAGGAGAGAAACGGCUGAGAGCCCUUCAGGAGGAGGGGGAAAGGAGAAACAAGAAGACAGAGGGUUCUAAAGCUCUGACAAGAGAAUUCCAAGUAGGGGCCAGGGUGCUGCUGAGACCCCAUGUCUUGGUGUCCAUGCAUCCUUCCUUGCUUCUUUGCUUCCUUCCUUUUCUUUCAUUUUGAGACAUGUAUUGGGUGCCUGUUGUAUACCAGGUAUUGUGCUGAGGGCUUUCAUGUUCUUUAUUUACUUUACACUUGAUGUAGCAGUAGUGUGGAUGAAGGUGUGUGGCAAGAAGAACUUCCCAUGGGAUUUGUGAGAAAGAGAAUGACUCUAGGGCUGAGUGUGGUGGCUCACACCUGUAAUUCCAGCACUUUGGGGAGCCCGAGGCAGGAGAAUCACUUAAUCCAGGAGUUCGAGACCAUCCUGGGCAACAUGGCAAGACCCUGUCUAUAUAAAAAAAAUUAAAAAUUAGCUGGGCAUCAUGAUGCAUGCCUGUGGUCCCAGCUGUUUGGAGGACCAAGGUGGAAGGAUCACUUGAGCCCGGGAGGUUGAGGCUGCAGUGCGCCAUGAUAGUGCCAGUGCACUCCAGGCAACAGAGUGAGACCCUGUCUCAAAAAGAAAAAGAAUGACUCUAGAUGCUGGAGAGCAGAGGACUGAACUAAGCAAGAAGAGCCUCUGAGCACUGGGGUGGGGGUUAUGGAUUAUGGAGUAAUGGGCCCUUUUUCUUGGUGGACGGAUCGGGUCUUGGAGGUAAAGGGGUGCCCUACUUAGGGGUGGGUAAAUGGGAGACCAGCAUGAUUAUCUUUGGAAUACCUGGAAAAGAGUAGGACAGAGAACCAAACAAGCCCACUUACUGCAUCUCUGGAGCAGGCACCCCUGGGAAGCAGGCCCUGUGUCCUUCCAUCCUCAGAAGCCUGGGCCCUGGGGCGGGCACAGGCCACCUCUGGGACAAUAGCACUAGGCAGUGCCAGGGCCGCUUACUGCUGGGCAGUGCCCGUGCUGGGAUGUGCUGCUGCUGUGGCUGCUGCCCGCUGCUGUCCCACCUAGAGCGGGGGUCACUUCGAGAGAGGGCCCGGGAAAAGGAGAAGAUGAAGGAAGCCAAGGAUGCCCGCUAUACCAACGGGCACCUCUUCACCACCAUUUCAGUCUCAGGCAUGACCAUGUGCUAUGCCUGUAACAAGAGCAUCACAGCCAAGGAAGCUCUCAUCUGCCCAACCUGCAAUGUGACUAUCCACAACCGCUGUAAAGACACCCUCGCCAACUGUACCAAGGUCAAGCAGAAGCAACAGAAAGCGGCCCUGCUGAAGAACAACACUGCCUUGCAGUCCGUGUCUCUUCGAAGUAAGACAACCAUCCGGGAGCGGCCGAGCUCGGCCAUCUACCCCUCCGACAGCUUCCGGCAGUCCCUCCUCGGCUCCCGCCGUGGCCGCUCCUCCUUGUCUUUAGCCAAGAGUGUUUCCACCACCAAUAUUGCUGGACAUUUCAAUGAUGAGUCUCCCCUGGGACUGCGCCGGAUCCUCUCACAGUCCACAGACUCCCUCAACAUGCGGAACCGAACCCUAUCAGUGGAAUCUCUCAUUGACGAAGGUGCAGAGGUAAUUUACAAUGAGCUGAUGAGUGACUUUGAGAUGGAUGAGAAGGACUUUGCAGCUGACUCCUGGAGCCUGGCUGUGGACAGCAGCUUCCUGCAGCAGCAUAAGAAGGAGGUGAUGAAGCAGCAGGAUGUCAUCUACGAGCUAAUCCAGACAGAGCUGCACCACGUAAGAACACUGAAGAUCAUGACCCGCCUCUUCCGCACGGGGAUGCUAGAAGAGCUACAGUUGGAGCCCAGCGUGGUCCAUGGACUGUUCCCUUGUGUGGACGAGCUCAGUGACAUCCACACACGCUUCCUCAGCCAGCUGUUAGAACGCCGACGCCAGGCCCUAUGCCCUGGCAGCACCCGGAACUUUGUCAUCCACCGCUUGGGUGAUCUGCUUAUCAGCCAGUUCUCAGGUCCUAGCGCGGAGCAGAUGCGGAAGACCUACUCGGAGUUCUGUAGCCGCCACACCAAGGCCUUAAAACUCUAUAAGGAGCUGUAUGCCCGAGACAAACGCUUUCAGCAAUUCAUCCGGAAAGUGACCCGCUCCGCCGUGCUCAAGCGGCACGGGGUACAGGAGUGCAUCCUACUGGUGACUCAGCGCAUCACCAAGUACCCGGUGCUGCUCAGCCGCAUCCUGCAGCAUUCCCACGGGAUGGAGGAGGAGCGUCAGGACCUGACCACGGCACUGGGGCUAGUGAAGGAGCUGCUGUCCAAUGUGGACCAGGAUGUUCAUGAGCUGGAGAAAGGGGCCCGUCUACAGGAGAUCUACAACCGCAUGGACCCUCGGGCCCAGACCCCAGUGCCUAGCAAGGGCCCCUUUGGCCGAGAGGAACUUCUGCGGCGCAAACUCAUCCACGAUGGCUGCCUGCUUUGGAAGACAGCGACAGGGCGCUUCAAAGAUGUGCUGAUGCUGCUGAUGACAGAUGUGCUGGUGUUUCUCCAGGAAAAGGACCAGAAGUACAUCUUUCCUACCCUGGACAAGCCCUCAGUGGUAUCACUGCAGAAUCUAAUCGUACGGGACAUUGCCAACCAGGAGAAAGGGAUGUUUCUGAUCAGCGCAGCCCCACCCGAGAUGUACGAGGUGCACACAGCAUCCCGGGAUGACCGGAGCACCUGGAUCCGAGUCAUUCAGCAGACAGUGCGCAUACGGAGUUUCGCUGUUGUUACCCAAACUGGAGUGCAAUGGCACGAUCCCAGCUCACCGCAACCUCCGCCUCCUGGGUUCAAGCAAUUCUCCUGCCUCAGCCUCCCGAGUAACUGGGACUACAGAUGCCCAUCCAGGGAGGACUUCCCCCUGAUUGAGACAGAGGAUGAGGCUUACCUGCGGCGAAUUAAGAUGGAGUUGCAGCAGAAGGACCGGGCACUGGUGGAGCUGCUUCGAGAGAAGGUUGGGCUGUUUGCUGAGAUGACCCAUUUCCAGGCCGAGGAGGAUGGUGGCAGUGGCAUGCCCCUGCCCACCCUGCCCAGGGGCCUUUUCCGCUCCGAGUCCCUUGAGUCCCCUCGUGGCGAGCGGCUGCUGCAGGAUGCCAUCCGAGAGGUGGAGGGUCUGAAAGACCUGCUGGUAGGGCCGGGAGUGGAACUGCUCUUGACACCCCGAGAACCAGUCCUGCCUUUGGAACCAGACAGUGGUGGUAACACGAGUCCUGGGGUCACUGCCAAUGGUGAGGCCAGAACCUUCAAUGGCUCCAUUGAACUCUGCAGAGCCGACUCAGACUCUAGCCAGAAGGAUCGAAAUGGAAAUCAGCUGAGAUCACCCCAAGAGGAGGCAUUACAGCGAUUGGUCAAUCUCUAUGGACUUCUACAUGGCCUACAGGCAGCUGUGGCCCAGCAGGACACUUUGAUGGAAGCCCGGUUCCCUGAGGGCCCAGAGCGGCGAGAGAAGCUGUGCCGAGCCAACUCUAGGGAUGGGGAGGCUGGCAGGGCUGGGGCUGCCCCUGUGGCCCCUGAAAAGCAGGCCACGGAACUGGCAUUACUGCAGCGGCAACAUGCGCUGCUGCAGGAGGAGCUACGGCGCUGCCGGCGGCUGGGCGAAGAACGGGCGACCGAAGCUGGCAGCCUGGAGGCCCGGCUCCGGGAGAGUGAGCAGGCGAGGGCCCUGCUGGAGCGGGAGGCCGAAGAGGCCCGAAGGCAGCUGGCCGCCCUGGGCCAGACGGAGCCGCUCCCAGCUGAGGCCCCCUGGGCCCGCAGACCUGUGGAUCCUCGGCGGCGCAGCCUCCCUGCAGGCGAUGCCCUGUACUUGAGUUUCAACCCCCCACAGCCCAGCCGAGGCACUGACCGCCUGGAUCUCCCUGUCACUACUCGCUCUGUCCAUCGACACUUUGAGGACCGAGAGAGGCAGGAACUGGGGAGCCCCGAAGAGCGUCUGCAAGACAGCAGUGACCCUGACACCGGCAGCGAGGAGGAAGGUAGCAGCCGUCUGUCUCCGCCCCACAGUCCACGAGGUGAGACCUUGGCGGAGACAUGGACCAGAGAGUUUACCAGAAUGCAGGACAUCCCGGAGGAGACGGAGAGCCGCGACGGGGAGGUGGUAGCCUCCGAGAGCUAAGGGGGGCCCCUCCCCCUGCCCUGUGCCCCACUGAAGAACAUUACUGAGGGGGGCUAACCUUGGGGACUCCAAUUUGCCAAUGAUGAGGGAACAUUUGAAGGAACUGCUAAUUGUCCUUGCCAGCUCUUGGGAUCCUUGGAUACCUGGGGCCAUUUAAGAAGCUGGGGGAAUUAGGCCACAACACCCCCGGGGCAUCCGAAAGCUACACCACAGAUGCCAGUGGUUCAUGCCUUCUUCCCUCUACUUUAGGAAAAUUUAUUUAUUUAUUGUUUAUUAGUUAUGGGGGGAGAGGAGAGAUUUAAAGUACCAGGGACAUGGGAACCAAGCCAUAGGGAUCAGAGGGCCUCGUCCUUCAACACUACUGGGGUUUAUUCAGGCUCAUCCACGCAGCUGCUGCGUUCUUGCCCUAACACCCCUCCCCUGCAACACCCGUCUUAGAGGAGAGGCUGCAGCCACAGAACCCUACUGCCCUUUAGUUAAAGGAGGGCUGUGGGCAGGGCCAUGUCCUUUUCUCCUCUCCCCUCAACUUUGUACUGCUGUUCUCCCUCUCUCCGUCCUUUAUGGAAGUCCUGGGAGAUAAGCUGGCUUCCUGGAGUUGAUGGAAUAGAGGUUGGGGUGGCCAUAAUGGUUUGUUGGGGGCGAGGGAAAUACCCACAGGGACCAGAAUGUUCUGAUGUUGUUUUGUUUUCUUUUUUGUACCAAAGUCAACUGCACGUGUUUUACAUUUUUAAGAGAUCGUAGGCAAUUAGAGAUCGAAGCCUCCUAUCUCCACAUCUCUGAAGAAGUCGAGGGGUGGGGGAGACAAUGACUUCUGCCUUCAUCUGCAGUAACGGGGGGACCUAUACUGACCUCUUCCCCAGCCAUUUGGAAACAAGUUCUAGGGUGGGUUGGGACAUUUCCAGGAGCCCUGACCUCAUCUUCCACCUCAGCAACCAUGACCUGAAACCUCAGCGUGAAUUUGGGGGAUUUUUCAGUGGAACCCCUGCCCUCAAAUGCCGACCAGCCCCAGUUUUGUUUUUUUUUUUUCCUGCCAAUUUGGUUGUUUAAAAAAAAAAUCAGGGAAAAUUAAAAACCUGGAACUCCACAA